Molecule: messenger RNA, 3651 nt
Organism: Uncinocarpus reesii 1704
Lineage: Eukaryota; Fungi; Ascomycota; Eurotiomycetes; Onygenales; Onygenaceae
Exons: 1
Coding region: 1-3651 (1216 amino acids)
Molecular function (GO): protein binding
Source: RefSeq, a predicted model, not a curated record
AUGCUGGAGCGGGCUGCGCGAUGCAUCGAGACCGUCGGACAGCAAAUUUUCCUCUGCUCCCAAAGUCCUUUACGGUCGCAACGAAUCCUACGCUCAAAUUUCUGGCACCACAGUGCAGUCGAUAUAGAUAUACCUUUUUGGUGCUUUGGUUUUCUAAGUUCGCAGCAUUCACCGGGUGAAACUGAUCGCGUGGGCGGGGGACACCGAAUUUCGUCGGACCACUUCUCGUACCUUGAAUUUCUCUAUCCUCCGCGCACCCGGUCUUUCGCGAGAUCUUAUUUGCGAACAAGAAAUCUACACAAAACCACUAAUGUCCGUCGGAGGAAACGGUUUUCUUAUCGAGGCUUUGCGUCAUCCACAGAUGCGGUUGAAGGCUCAAUAACUGUUUCGGAGGCGCCGAGCAGAAAUGUAGACAACAAAGCGGUACUGGCUGAACUGCGGCGGCUUCUUAAGAAUGAAUAUCAGCCAGAUUACAGCAAGGCGUGGAAACUUUUUCAGGCCGCCGGAUCGCCUGCUGAGUUAUCUUCACAAAUGCUCGCGUACCUAUCAGCUUCCGAUAAACGUUCAGACGCGAGUCGUACGAAAGUACUUUUCGAUGGAAUCCCGGUUUCCAAAAGAAAAGCAAAGGAUUAUUUAUGCGCGAUCAAGACAGCUUUAAUAUGGAAUUUUGAAGACUUUGACGUUAAAGAUAUCUAUAAUGAAGCUGCCUCAAGGAAUGAAGAGGAAUUGUGCUGGGGGUUUACAAUCGCUUUAUUGGUAAACAGGCGGAAUUGGCACGAUGCUCUUGAGAUCUGGAACAAUAGGCCUAAUUCGGCCCCGGAUUCAGAGAAGCAGGUAGAGUCUGCAGAAUUAUCUGAGCUACCUGGACUGCCCAAUCGAGUUAUCUCGCUUCUGAAGGAUAUACAAAAUGCUCAAUUGCAUAAGGAUGCGCCUGGACUCAUGGACCUCAUCCGCUUUAUGGUGAAUCAUGUGGUCUCCAGCCAAAAGUUCAUGACAGAAAUGUCCACCAAAUCCAUGCUAUCCCUAUUCGAAUUGCUCGACUCGCUGCAGCUGCAUGAAACUCGAUUUUACUUCCAGGGAAUUUCGACACUACAGUCAUUAUGUUUGCGACCAGCGCACUCCCGAUCAAUGUUGCUUUAUCGCAAUUUUCGAUGGCGUCUACCUGAAGAACGCGUCCCACAACCAAUGCUCAAUCGUUUCUUAAAAAAUCUAUCGGCGCUAAAGAUAUCAAAAGGCGUUGACUAUUUGUUAGACGAAUAUCGGCUAUUGUACGGGAAGCCAUCGCCCGAAGCGUACCGUUACGGGUUAACGACUUUCGCCAGACUUGGGAAGGAAUCAGAAGUCAAUCGCUUGUUUCGGAGCUACGUGGAAGAUUUCGGCGUGCCAUCCGACUUGAAAUUACUAUCUCCGCUUCUCUACGUCCACGCCAGGCUUGGGCAAGUUAAAGAAACGCAAGAGCAAUUGGAUAGGCUGUCAAAGGACUUUGACGUGUCUCCAAAUGUCAUAUGUUGGAAUAUACUCCUUACUGCUCACGCCAAAUCCGAGGAUCUUACGGGCGCAAUAACCACGUUCAAAACCAUGAUCCAGAACGAAAUUACUCCCGACACCCAUACUUUUGGGAUUCUGAUGGGCUUACUCGCCAACAAGGGUGAUGUGGAUGCGGUUAUCAACUUGUUCAACUUUGCAAAGCAGAAUAAAGUCAGAAUAAGUUGUGCUUUGAUCGAUGGCAUCGUUGAGGCAUUGUGCAACAACCGCAGAUAUAGUGAUGCUGAAAAAGUGGCCAACGAAGCGCUUCACUUGGAUUUUUCUGGAUCGUUGACGAGGAUGUGGAACGUCUUACUCUGGAAUUAUGCCUUCAUUCCAGACAUCGAUUCGGUCUCCAGGAUCCAAGGGCAAAUGCAGCAAGAAGGAAUAGAAUUUGAUGGAAUGACUUACGCAGCAUUGAUGCUUAGUCUUGUUCGAAUCGGCAAGCUUGAAUCAGCCCGCCAAAUUCUUGCUAAACUUCAUAGAAGCCGUCGCACCCACAUUACGGAGCUUCACUACGCGAUUCUACUUCACGGGUAUCUAAAGGAAAAGAACCGCGACAUGAUACUAGUUCUGUACAAAGAAAUGGCCGCCAGAUUUGAGACACUUGGUCUUAGCGGAAAUUUGUCAAUGCUUAGGGCCAACAUCAGCCGCGACUUGCAGCGGUUUCGUGAAAAAGGCGGCAUUUAUAGUGAUGACUCCGUGGAUUUAUCCCGGGCAGAACGACUUCUAGACGUGAUUAUUGAAAACUUUGACGUCUCCAUGCUUGCUACGAAACAACCGCAGCCAGGCGCAAAACGACGUUCUGUGAGAAGCGCUUUUCCGUCAGCCUACUAUGAACCCCUUGUUUUAGCUUAUGGAUCUCAAGGCGAGUUCCAGAAAGCCAACAACCUCGUGGACAAGUACCAUUUGAACAUGAAAAGGCUUGCUCUAGAGACGCAGUCAUCGUCUCUUCAAUUUCUCCAUGCCGAGAUGACCAAUUAUAUGAGACAAGGGAAACAUGACAAAGUUGAUGUGUGCUGGAAAAAGGCUGUUGAAGAUACAAAACGUGUUGCGCGUCCCACUGACUUGAAGACACUGAUGGACCGAUCGCACAAUACGCCCGAAAUCUCGGACCUUUCACGUAGCCAUCACCAAGAGACCUCAUCGCACGACGCCGAUUCUGGCAUCCUUCCGUCCUAUCGUUUCGCUCUUUCUCGUUGCAUUUCCGUCGUCAUGCAAUCAUUGUCGUAUCGAAAUCUCCACUCUAAAAUCGCGCAGGUUAUUGCUGAAGUUGAAAAGAUUGGUUUCGCACUAACGACAUUCAACUGGUCUCUCUAUAUCAAACUUCUAUGUACAUCUCGGCGCCCAGUUGAUCAGUUUUUAGCUUUCACCCUCUUCGAAGAGAAAUUCAUAUCGAAUUUUAUUAGCUGGGCGCACAUCAAACGAGGGUAUACGAAAAGACCAGUUAAAGCACCCGCUGGCCUCGACUAUCUCGAGCGUCGAAUUGCCCCAUUACAACGACAUCAAGUAUUAGGUAAAGCCGGUCGCCAAGCUUGGGCUCAGAUCCAGCCAGAUUCAAUGCAGCCGACAUAUCUCACAAUGCUCUAUCUCGCUUCCGCCCUGAUCGACUUCAGGUCUCGAUCUAUCGCUAGUGGCGAGGGGGAAAUGGACCAACUUCUUUCAAAGGCCCCGCAAACCGUCAACGCCGUUGCGAAGCUACCGUUCCUACGUGAGAAGUUUCAGGGCCUCAUCCUUCGUGGCCGCCGGGAUAUCGAGGAAGAAUUGGGCCCGGAACCCGUGAAAACCACUGACCAUGUGGUUUGGACCGGUGGUGUCCUCGGCGUUGAUGGAGAGACUCGUAUCGACACUAGUCCAAUGGUAAUGGAACCCGAGGACGUAACACCUAGCGACCACGCUAAACCCCACCGGAGACGUGAAUAUGUGUCAAUGCCUGGAGAAGACUUUUCUGAACCCGACGCAGAUAUGCUAGAAACUAUGCUUGCGGAGGACGCGGAAUGGAAGGCAACACACUUUAAACCAGGGGCACCGUUUGAGAUCGAACCAGCGGAACGAGUCUUAGAGGCGCAAGAUGAGUUAGAUCUGGAAUCAGAAAGUCGCCUCGAGGUUCAACAGGGCGAGGAAUGA